This is a messenger RNA of Leptopilina boulardi, 2191 nucleotides long. Its product is annotated as bone morphogenetic protein receptor type-1B-like. The coding region runs from base 163 to 1620 and encodes 485 amino acids. The transcript is spliced from 4 exons. Gene Ontology annotation, cellular component: plasma membrane; signaling receptor complex. Gene Ontology annotation, biological process: protein phosphorylation; dorsal/ventral pattern formation; BMP signaling pathway. The record is from RefSeq and is a predicted model, not a curated record. Gene Ontology annotation, molecular function: transforming growth factor beta receptor activity, type I; SMAD binding; ATP binding. NCBI's taxonomy places the organism in Eukaryota, Metazoa, Arthropoda, Insecta, Hymenoptera, Figitidae.
AUAACUAAUAGCAGAUUUUUGUAAACUCACUAUUUACCACGUGAGAAUAUUAUUUGUUUGCAUGGUUUUGUUUCCAUACAGAUGUGUGUGUGUGUUUCUAUUUUUUACUAAGUAUUUUAUUCAUAUUAUGUGUAUAAAUAUUUAAAAUAAAAGUGCAAGUCAAUGUUGACAAUAACGUGCUACUGUGACGGCAAUUGUCCGAAUAAUAUUCAAAAUGGCACGUGUACCCUAAAACAAGGUGGUCAAUGUUUCAGUCAAGUUGAAGAGUUCCUAGAUCCCGAGACUAAUGAAUACAUCACCGAAGAAUCAUUUGGAUGUCUAUCACCAGAGGAAUACAGUUUUAUGCAAUGUAAUGCAAAUCUCGUGCCACAUUCACAUGGCAAGAGUAUUUACUGUUGCAAUGAUGCAGAUUUUUGCAAUGAAAACAAAAUCCCUCAAAUUAUAUCAAAAUCAACAAUUGCCCCGGAUCCAUUAGAAAUAAUAACACCCGGGGCACCAUUGCUUAUUCUAACAGCUGUAACACUAUCAAUUUGUCUUUUAAUUUUCAUUUUAACAAUAAUUAUGAUUUAUCAACGCUAUCGACGAAAGGAACGUGAUCCAUUUCUAAUGGAAUCAAAUCAGGAUCACACGCUCAAGGACUACAUUGAUCAAACAAGUGGUUCUGGUUCGGGUUUACCGCUACUUGUUCAGCGGACAAUUGCAAAACAAUUGGCACUUGAGGAAUGUGUUGGUAAGGGUCGUUAUGGUGAGGUUUGGCUCGCGAGAUGGAGGGGUGAAAAAGUGGCGGUCAAAGUAUUUUUUACACUUGAAGAGGCUUCAUGGUUUAGGGAGACGGAAAUUUAUCAAACUGUAAUGAUGAGACACGAUAAUAUCCUCGGUUUUAUUGCUGCUGAUAUCAAGGGUACUGGUUCGUGGACGCAAAUGAUGCUCAUCACUGAUUAUCAUGAACGUGGUUCAUUGUACGAUUAUUUGCAGACAAUUGUGCUUGAUCACACGGCACUUUUGUUGAUUUGUCUCUCGAUUGCUUCUGGUAUUGCUCAUUUACAUACGGAAAUAUUUGGCACACAUGGAAAACCCGCAAUUGCUCAUCGUGACAUUAAGACACGAAAUAUCCUCGUUCGGAGGAAUGGCCAAUGUGUUAUUGCUGAUUUUGGACUCGCUGUACGAUUGUUGAGCGAGAGUGGGAAAAUUGAUAUUGCACCAAACACAAGAGUUGGUACAAGACGUUACAUGGCACCGGAACUUUUAGACGAGACGUUGAAUACGUCUUCGUUUGACGCUUUCAAAAUGUCGGACAUGUAUUCAGUGGGUCUUGUACUUUGGGAGGUAUGUCGACGAUGUGCAACGGAUGAAAAAUUGACGACUGCAGAACCGUACGCACUACCAUAUCAUGACACUGUGCCUAAUGAUCCGGAUUUCGAUGACAUGAAUCUUGCAGUCUGCGUCAAAAAAUUACGGCCUAUUAUUCCAUUAAGAUGGGAAAAUGAUCAUAUUCUAUCUAACCUUGGGAAAUUAAUGGCCGAGUGCUGGAAUAAUAAUCCACAUGUUCGAUUAACUGCGCUUCGUGUGAAGAAAACAAUAUCGAAACUACGUAUCGAUAAUUCCAUAAAAAUCGUGUAAUCUCUUUUUGGGGAAAUAAUGACUGUGUAAUUAUUAUUUGCUUAUAAGUAUGCGACUAUAAUUAAUGUGAUCGUGUAUAGCUAUAAUUAUGACCCUAAAAAUGGCUGUGAAUUUUUAAAGCUUAUAUCUUGGGCUUGAACACUAAAAAAAAAAAAAAAUUGAUAACAAAACUUAAAAGUAAUUAAUUUUUGAAAAAAUUGUAAAUUAAAAAAUGUCGCUUUUUAUAAAUAUAGGAAUAGAAAAAAAUUUUUUAAAAAAAUUUUAUUGUAUUUUUAAGUUUUAAUAAAUAAUAUUUCUUCAGCACAUCUUUGUUAAAAAUCAUCGUGAAAUAAUUUUCAAAAAAAACCUCUUAGGUGAAUAAGAGCUUCCAAAUUAAUUUUUUCAAAUUAAUAUUUAAUAAUUUUAAAAAAGAAUAUCAUACUUUGAAAUUGAAAAAACAAAAUGUUUUUUGUUUAUUGAUAAAAGUAAUUUAAAAAUUUUUUUGUGUUCAAAACCCAAGAUAUAAUAAAUGGAUAUUAAUUGUUGUUUUUUGUAUUUUUACUAUAAACUAAAAUACAAAACUUUUUUUUAA